Bacillus rossius redtenbacheri is the source of this 5121-nucleotide messenger RNA. Its product is annotated as alpha-tocopherol transfer protein-like. NCBI's taxonomy places the organism in Eukaryota, Metazoa, Arthropoda, Insecta, Phasmatodea, Bacillidae. The coding region runs from base 219 to 1109 and encodes 296 amino acids. Gene Ontology annotation, molecular function: phosphatidylinositol bisphosphate binding. The transcript has 7 exons. Gene Ontology annotation, cellular component: membrane. The record is from RefSeq and is a predicted model, not a curated record.
AAAAGUAAGUUUUUAAAGAGAGGGGGGAGGGAUAAACGAAGCUACAGCGCAGUCGGCGCCCCGAGUGUCUCUACGGACCACGGUAUCGUCCAAAGCCCGCUUGACGAGAUUUCCUCUCGCGAGGUCGACGGCUCGCAACAUAACACCUCUCCACUGCUGGUGCGGCGGCAUCAGUACUGCAAAACCCCUUCCAGACCGUCCUUGCAACGAGAAACAAGAUGUCUCCAGUAAAACUCUCAGACGAAUACCAAACAAACCCCAACCUCAGGAAGGAAGACAUUCAGUACCUCCAAGAAUGGCUGACGAAGCAACCACACCUACCAGCGGUUCCUGAAGAACUGCUGAUUCUGUUCCUUCACGCAUGCAACUAUAAGUUGGAGGCCGCCAAGAACACCAUAGAGAACUACUUCAACGUGAGGACCCAUGCCCACGAAAUAUUCGACAACCGGGAUCCGAGUCUUCCGGAGAUAAAGCAGGCGUUGUCCAUCAUGAACGUGGUGGCCCUGCCAAAGAGGGACCCCCGGGGCAACGUGGUGCUGCUGUCGCGGCUGAGCAACGACGACCCGGCGCUGUUCGACCACGCCAACCUGGUGAAGGCGUACAUCAUGGUGAAGGAGAUGGUGCUGCACCAGUGCGGCACGGUGCCUGGGUUCGUCAUCGUGCUCGACUUCCAGGGCAUGUCGCUCAGCCACCUGACGCGCUGCAAGCUCAGCGUGGCCAAGCAGUACUUCACUUACGUGCAGGACGCUUUCCCAGGCAUCGUGGUUUCUGACCACAUCAUCAACACUGUUCCAGCCACAGAAAAAUUUCUUGCCAUGUGUCGACCAUUCAUGAAGAAGGAGCUUCUCGACAAACUAUUUCUUCACUCAACAAUGGCGAGCUUUUUCGAGAAAGUCCCGAAGGAAAUUUUUCCGCAAGACUACGGUGGUGAUGGCGAACCAAUGGCAGAGAUUUACAAAACAACACUGAAGGAUUUAGACGAUCAUAGAGACUGGUUCCUGAAGGAGCAGUCAAUGCGAGUCGACGAGUCAAAGCGACCAGGGCGUGCAAAGAGCGCGGGAGACAUCUUCGGAAUGGAAGGCUCCUUCAAGAAACUGGACAUCGAUUGAAGCCACAUGCCUCGCCCGAACAAACCAUUUGCUGGUCAUUAAGAAGCACUUGGAAAUGUCCACACUACGCACACUAUGUUCUGUAACACAGGGGGGCAAAACGUGACAUCAUGUAGGGUUAUAAAUAAGUUCCUAAUUGCAACAUCUACAAGUCCAUCUAGAAAAAUUAUUACGACUCAUGCAUGCAUUUUUAUCUUUUUUUUGUAAUAAAAUGUCACUAUUAUAUUUAGAAGUAACCUUACAUAAUCUGCCAAAUUAAUCGUUGUUUGAAAGCAUUUUAGCUAAUUUCUGCACACUCUGCAUAAAAGCAGUUAUUAUUAAUCUUUAGAGAUUAUUUAAUGUUAAAAGUAGGUAUUCAUAAGUGGAUAUAUUUAUCACCCCUACAGAUACUCAUUACGCAUGUAUAACAUAUGUAUAUCACCACAUGCAUAUCUACACCAACAAUAAAUUAUGAUAGUAACUUUCAACACUACAAAUGUGUUUGAUCUAAAAAUUUAUCACAAAGAAGAUUUCGACAAAUGUAGCACGUAAAAUAAAAAAAAAACAAAAACAAAACAAAAAACCAUUUUAAUUAAAAAUUAUAAAAUUUCAUAAUGAAAAAAAAAAAAUCUUUCUAGGUUUGUUUUUAACACAUUUUUUUGCACCAAAUGAUGAGAGCGUAUAGCCAAUUACUUUUAAAUUUUUACAAUACGAUAUUGGGGCUGUGACAUAUCGAUCCUAUUUCCUCCAACAGAUUCAUACAUGAAAGCCUUGCUAUCAUUACAUCUCCAUACAAAAUCAGUUACAUCCAAAGAUUAUGUGUGUCUCUGUACUAUCUUCAUUACAACUAUAUUUGUAAUAGUGAACACGUAAAAGUUUUCAAAAUAGUUUUUUUUUUUACUUUAGUCAUUAAAAAAAAUAAUGAUGCCACACUCAUUUUUAUGUACCAAUAUGUAAUUUGUGGAGCUCAAAUAAGUAAAUAUUGCAUCAUUCACAUUUUAUUUAAAUGCAACUCCUAAAUUGUACCUCAUUCAUGACUGUUUUUCAGAUAGUAGUGACUACAUAGUUUAUUACGUAUACAGUACAACCCUGUUAUAACAUUCUCCAAGGGACCAACAUAAAAAAAUGUUAUAAGCAGGAAAAUGUUAUAAGCAGGAAAUCAUCUUCACUUUGUAAAAAUUACACGUGGAUUGAUUAAAUUAAAAAGUAUAGGUAAAACAACACAAAAUACAGGAGUAUUACACUAAGUACAGCAAUAGAGUGGAAAAUUGGUUAAUUUUAUUUAUAGAUAAUACCUAAUAAUAUGCUAAAGAAAAAAAAAAUGUUUUGUACGAUACAGUUCAGAGUCGAAACAGAAAUAUUCAACUCUUUUGCAAUCACAACACACGUUUUGUUGGGGUUCCUGUCCACUUGGUUAAUAAACUGAAUUUUUUCAGCUACAGAAUAUAUUUUCGCUUAUAUUUAUCGGCCAUCAUAACCGUACAAAAACCUGAAUAAAAUUUCAAUACGGCGUAUUUUAAUUAAAUAUGACCGUGACUACAAUAAGUAAAAAAAAAAAAAAUAAUUACGGUAAAGGCAACGAGCAUUACUCCUACGGAAAGAGUGGUAACUUCCAUGUUAAAUGCGUGUCACAAUAAGCAGACUGCUAUGGAGCGACCGCAGCGAUACCAUGUGUGUCGUGGCAAAACCUGAACUAACAAGCGUGCGGCGCAUGCUCAUUAGGAGCCCUUUUUUUUAGCUGCCACGUGCUUGCUUUUCCCGCCAUACAGAAAAUUAACGAUUUGUUUGUAAACAAAGAUGCAGAGAAGCAAAACAUUCUUCACAAAGGAUGUUACUUUUUAUUAUUUUCGAAACUAAAUUGGUCAAUUACUUUGAUAUUAUCUUAUAAAACACUUUUAAUUAAUUUUCUCGGCAAAUAAUUAUGUACUAUAUCUAAACAGGCGUAACUCGGACCUAUUGCAUCUCUGCAUGUUUAGUUCUAAAAGUUACACUCGUUAAAUACUUAACCUUCUUUAAGCUUUCAGUUGCAAAGAAAGGCUAAUAUUCUUGUUAAGGUGCCUGAUAUUAUCUGGCUUGUACCAUAUGAAACCCCGACAUGUCAUGUUAACCAUAAUAAAUAUAUUGCCAGAAUGGAAUCACUUUCGUGAGCAUUUUGUUUGGUUUAAGUUACCAUGCGCAUGCAUAAAACGUACCUAUAUUUUAAAAACAUACAGGCCUCUAACCCAGGCGUGAAUACAUUUAAUUACACUUUUGACACAUAGGUCAGGAAGGUUCUGUUAUGAAAUGAAUCUAGUUAUCAUGUUCGUUACUAAAGUUUUUUUUCUCCUGUAGGCCUGACUAAAUCCUACUUUGUUACCAUUAAAACCAAUUUUAUCACAACUGGGUUUACAGUUUCAACCCCCCCCCCCCCCCCCCUUCAGUAGUUUUAUACACAGUUAAACAUUAAUAACAUAUCACCUCAAAAUGAUGAAUUACAUGGUACACAAAUAGGCCAAAAUUGCAUUUUGUAAUAGAUUCUCACUUAUAGAAUGGGCCUUAAAUGUUGGCCAGCGCAUACAGCUGGCUUCGCAAGGUGGGAGGGAGAGUUUCACCACAAACUAUGUGGCGUUCCUACAGACCAUGACGUCCUUCUGCACACUGCAAGCCCGACCAAACCCCUGCUUGGCAGGUCCUCACAAGGCAGCAGUAGCUAGGUAGGUAAACUAUCUUUCAGGCGGAGAAGCAGUGUAGUCAUACAGACUAUACAUUAACAUAUUGAGAAGCGAGAACAUGUUUAUACUUUACAAACUACUCAGUGAAAUUGUGCUGUUGCACUGCAUUGCCAGUCGCCACUUCUCAGAAUAUUUAUUUGCAGAAUAAGAAGCAUGUUGAAGGUUGGGAUAUAAUGUAGGCUAACAGUGACACAUAAUCAACACUGUUAAUAUUUGUUGAACAAUUCAGGUUUUUAAUCAGAAUAUAGAAAACUAAAGCUGAAUAAUUAAUAUAGCAGUUUUUGCCUAAGUCAUGAGCAUACAUUUAGCCAGACGGAUCAAUAAUUCUGUGUACUCUGUUUUGCAAAAAUCUGGCUUCUGGGAGCCAUAGUAGAUCAAGCUGUCAAAACGACUGUCCAAAAGUUGGCAAAAACAGUUAACCAUGAUCACUCUGAUGUUUGAUAUGAAACCUAUUUCAAUGAAUGAAUUAAUGAAUGUCUCAUUUAUGUGCCAUACUUUCUGAAAAAAGGAAAGGGGAAAUUGAAUUUGCUGUAAAUAAAAAAUGUAUCUUCAGACAUGUUAUACCAAUAUAUUUAAAUAUCAUUCAAGAUCAAAAAUUAAAAGGUUCACUGUUCACAAGACACAAAACCUAAACCCAUGUUUACUGGUGCCAAUAAAAUGUGCAAUUAUAGUUGUCGUGUUUUCCUAUAUUUACAAAAUUAAUGUUAAAAUUAUAUUUCAACAAUCAAAAACAAAACUGUUACAACAAACUCAUGCUGUAUAAUAGUGUAAAUAUGUACCAAGGUAAUUUUUCCAGUUGUUAGGGUUCCACUCAUUCAUUUUUGUGGUGCUGUAGUGCCAUAACUGUCACAGGGUAUACUGAAAGCUCCAAAGUCAGGGUAUGACCUACUUGGGCCAGAUUAUUUUCAAAUGCAGAAUAUAUUUCAUGCAAAGGUAACCUGAAUAGGCUAUUUAUAUGUAUUACUAGUUUACCUGAGUCAAACAACAUAAUUUACUCUACUAAUUAGUUUAUUACAUCCGCCAGAUCAUUUCAGAGUACAAUUCUUUACAAAUAUAUUAGACAAGUGAAUUUCAUAAAUUAAAUAUCAUGAUGAGCAAAAAAUCAACCAAUAUAUGAAGAAAUAUUUACACUCUUCAGCGGCAAGAAGAAGUUUUUAUUUUAUUUAUUUAUUGUUUUAAAAUGUCCAAGUCGACUUCAAACAUAUACAAUUAUAUUGUACAUGUAGUAUGUAUAGGACUCGUCAAGAAUAUUAAACAUUAUGAAUACACAUUUAAGUACAAUCAUAUAAACAUAAACAAAAAUAAUAGUAAAAAAACAUAAU